AUUAAAAAAAGAUUAUCCAGAAUACACAUCUACACUUCACACGCGUUUAUGUAGUUAGUUAAUUAGUUAUUAUUAUGAUCUUAUAAACACAAAGUGUUCGUUCUUUCUUUCUAACAAACGAACAGAGAAAUGUCUUCUAAACAGAAACAGACUUACAGCGUUUGCUUUUGCUGCCGGCGACGGUUUAAACUCGGCGUAUCGGAGGCACCGCCGGAGAUAAGGGAAUUUUUUCACCGUUACUGCGAUGAAAACGGGAUCAUGACUGCAUCUCACCUGCGAAGGUUUCUGACUGAGGUCCAGAGAGAAGAGAAGAUCACAGAGGAAGAAACACAAGCCAUCAUCGACGGUCACAAACAUUUGAGUAUCUUUCAUCGAAGGGGUCUAAAUCUCGAAAGUUUCUUCAAGUUUCUAUUCAGUGAUGAUAAUCCUCCUCUCUUACCUUCUCGUGGGGUGCACCAAGAUAUGACUUUGCCAUUGUCUCAUUAUUACAUAUACACUGGUCAUAAUUCCUAUCUAACUGGAAAUCAGCUUAGUAGUGACUGCAGUGAUGCCCCCAUCAUCAAUGCACUGCAGAGAGGUGUAAGGGUUAUCGAAUUAGAUAUAUGGCCUAAUGAUUCCAAGGAGGAUAUUCAUGUUCUUCAUGGAAGGACAUUGACUACUCCCGUCGCGCUUAUCAAAUGUUUGAGGUCUAUUAAGGAGUACGCCUUUGUCGCGUCAGAAUACCCGGUUGUAAUAACCUUAGAAGACCAUCUUACUCCUGAUCUUCAGGCCAAAGUGGCUAAGAUGGUUACUCAAACAUUUGGAGACAUACUAUUUUGUCCUAGCUCAGAAUCAUUGAAGGAAUUUCCUUCUCCUGAAUCACUUAAAAAGAGGAUUAUCAUAUCAACUAAACCACCUAAGGAGUACCUUGAGGCAAAAGAAGGAAAGGAAAAGGGAGAAUCACAGAGGGGAAAGCCUUCAGAUGAUGAAGAAGCUUGGGGCAAAGAAGUCCCCAGUUUGAGAGGCGGUACCAUAGCAGAUUACAAGCAGAACAGUGGGGAUGAUGAAGAUGAUCUUACUGAAGAGGAUGAUGAUCUAGAUGAAGCAGAAAAGUUGGGUCAAAAUGGAUCGGAUGAAUAUAGACGUUUAAUUGCCAUUCAUGCUGGGAAGCCUAAAGGUGGACUAGAGGAAGGUCUCAAAGUGGAUCCUGAUAAAGUGAGACGUCUAAGUUUAAGUGAGUCACAGCUCGAAAAGGCGGCUGAAACAUAUGGAAAAGAAAUUGUCAGGUUUACUCAGCGGAAUAUACUUCGGGUGUAUCCGAAGGGUACACGCAUUACCUCAUCAAAUUAUAAUCCAUUAAUUGGGUGGAUGCAUGGAGCUCAGAUGGUUGCAUUUAACAUGCAGGGGUAUGGGAGAUCUCUUUGGUUGAUGCAGGGAAUGUUUAAAGCCAAUGGAAGGUGUGGUUUUGUUAAAAAACCAGAUUUUCUAUUAAAGACUGGUCCCAAUAAUGAGGUUUUUGAUCCUAAAGCUCCUUUGCCUGUGAAAACUACUUUGAAGGUGACUGUAUAUAUAGGAGAAGGAUGGUAUUAUGAUUUCAAGCAUACACACUUUGAUCAAUUCUCACCUCCUGAUUUCUAUGCAAGGGUGGGGAUUGCUGGAGUCCCUUUCGAUACUACUAUGAAAAAAACUAAGUCAAUAGAGGAUAAUUGGCUACCUUCUUGGAAUGAGGUAUUCGAGUUUCCUCUUUCUGUUCCGGAGUUGGCUCUCCUUCGCAUCGAAGUUCAUGAAUAUGACAUGUCUGAGAAAGAUGACUUUGGUGGCCAAACAUGUUUACCCGUGUCGGAACUAAGAAGUGGAAUUCGAGCAGUUCCAUUACAUUCCCGCAAAGAUGUUAAAUACAACAAUGUUAAGCUUCUCAUGCGCUUUGAAUUCAUCUGAUUUUGUGCAUUCUUUGCUCUAUAUUUUUGUACAGCCAUUACAAUAUAACGGAAGAGUUUGUAUUUAGCUGUGUAGUAUAUAUUGCUUAUUUUGGACGAUUUUCUUUUCAAUCUUUUGGUAUUUGCCCGAAUAUCUAAGAGUGUGAGUGAGAAUAAUCUGUUGGUGGUUGAUGAUGUUGUCUCUACCAAAGAGUGUGUUUCCUCUGAUUUUGAGUGAUGUUUUAAGAAAUAAGAUGUGUAUCAUUGUUGUAAGGCUUGUCAAUACUCUUUAGUAUGAAGGCAUUGUUUUGAAAGGCAAAAGCCAAGUCCCGCACCAUGCAAGAUUAUGAUGAGUAGCCAAAACAUCUAUUGUAAAA
This is a messenger RNA of Cicer arietinum (chickpea), 2272 nucleotides long. Its product is annotated as phosphoinositide phospholipase C 2. NCBI's taxonomy places the organism in Eukaryota, Viridiplantae, Streptophyta, Magnoliopsida, Fabales, Fabaceae. The record is from RefSeq and is a predicted model, not a curated record. Gene Ontology annotation, biological process: lipid metabolic process; release of sequestered calcium ion into cytosol; phosphatidylinositol-mediated signaling. Gene Ontology annotation, cellular component: plasma membrane. Gene Ontology annotation, molecular function: phosphatidylinositol-4,5-bisphosphate phospholipase C activity.